Molecule: messenger RNA, 762 nt
Organism: Acanthosepion pharaonis
Lineage: Eukaryota; Metazoa; Mollusca; Cephalopoda; Sepiida; Sepiidae
Source: the annotation of a GenBank genome assembly
AUGAUGACUGAGUCCAUUAGAAAUAUAGAAACCUGUGUUUACAUCUAUCUAUCUAUCUAUCUAUCUAUCUAUCUAUCUAUCUAUCUAUCUAUCUAUCUAUCUACCCCAGUCUUUAUAUAUAUAUAUAUUAGUCUUUUUUUAUCUAUCUAUCUAUCUAUCUAUCUAUCUAUCUAUCUAUCUAUCUAUCUAUCUAUCACAGUCUUUAUAUAUAUAUAUAUAUAUAUAUAUAUAUAUAUAUAUAUAUAUUACCCAUUUUAUCUAUCUAUCUAUCUAUCUAUCUAUCUAUCUAUCUAUCUAUCUAUCUAUCUAUCUAUCUAUCUAUCACAAAGAAUCAUUUAUCUAUCUACCACAGAUGGAAUCUAUCUAUCUCUAUCUAUCUAUCUAUCUAUCUAUCUAUCUAUCUAUCUAUCUAUCUAUCUAUCCCACCUUCUUCUGAAUUUCCUCUCUUCUUUAUUUCUGUUCAUUUCUAUUCAUUCACUUUUCAUUUAUUUUAAAACUUUUCCAUCUUCCUCAUUAGAUCGUUUGUUUCUUGCCCCUCGUCUUCUUUUUCUUUCUUUCUUUUUUUGUUGCUUUGAUCUUAAGCCUUUCUUCAAUCUUACCUUCUGUUUUCCUCUCUCUCAUCUUUCUACCCUAUCUGCAAACUACCUGACACCACCCAAACCUUUAUUCUCCUAUCAUUUCCCUGUUUGUCCAGCAAGGCCGACCGCCUGUCCAGACAGCCAAGCCAUGAGCAAGCAAUCUAACCUUGUCCAGUCACCUUAA